AUGGCAUCCAACAGCCUCUUUAGUUCUGUGACCCCAUGUCAGCAGAACUUCUUCUGGGAUCCCAGCGCCGGCCGGAGGUUCAGUCCGCCGGUGUCGGUGAAGAUGAAUGAUGUGAACCCGAGCGCAGGACAGCAGCAGCAGCAGGACAGCGCGGUGGUGCCAAUACUCCGCGCGCAAGAGAACCGCUCCAUGGCCGAGAUCAUCGCCGACCACCCCGCCGAACUGGUCCGGACCGACAGUCCGAACUUUCUCUGCUCGGUUUUGCCUUCUCAUUGGAGGUGUAAUAAAACGCUACCGGUUGCGUUUAAGGUGGUGGCCCUGGGAGAGGUUUCUGAUGGGACGGUGGUCACAGUAAUGGCUGGGAAUGAUGAGAAUUAUUCAGCUGAGCUUAGGAAUGCCUCAGGUGUUAUGAAGAACCAGGUUGCCCGCUUCAAUGACCUGCGCUUUGUGGGCCGAAGCGGAAGAGGGAAGAGCUUCACCCUGACGAUUACAGUAUUCACAAACCCACCGCAAGUGGCCACUUACCACAGAGCCAUUAAGGUCACGGUGGACGGACCGCGGGAGCCCAGGAGGCACAGGCCGAAGUUGGAUGACUCGCCGAAGGCUGGACUGUUCUCUGACCGUCUCAGUGAACUGGAGCGCAUCCGGCAGACCACCAUGCGGGUUACUGUGCCAACACAAACGCCACGGCCCACGCUUAGCAGCCCCAACUCCUUCACACCUCAGGGGCAGACUCAGAUUACAGAUCCACGCCAGGCUCAGUCUUCCCCACCUUGGUCAUAUGACCAGACGUACCCGUCGUACCUGAGUCCCAUGGCCUCCCCGUCUGUGCACUCCACCACCCCGCUCUCGUCCAGCCGGGCCACAGGGCUGCCCUCCAUCAGCGAUGUGCCCAGACGCCUCCCAGGUUCGACAGAUUUGAGUCCUUUUCCUGGCCAGUUUGAGCGUCAGUUCCCCGCUUUCUCCUCACUCACCGAGAGCCGAUUUUCCAGUCCCAGAAUGCACUACCCGGCCACCUUCACAUACACGCCCACCCCCGUCACCACCGGCAUGUCACUCGGCAGCGCUCACUACCACACCUACCUUCCCCCGCCGUACCCCGGCUCCACCCAGAGCCAAAGCGGACCCUUCCAGAGCAGCAGCACACCUUAUCUCUACUACGGAGCCUCCUCGGGCUCCUACCAGUUCUCUAUGGUUCCAGGAGGAGACCGAUCGCCCACCCGGAUGAUGCCGCCUUGUACUAGCGCAUCCACGGGAACCAGCCUGGUCAACCCCAACCUCCCGGUCCAGGCCGAUGGAGGUGGGGGGGUGGAGGCAGACGGAAGUCAUAGCAACUCCCCCACUCUUCUCAAUCCUGCUGGUAGAAUGGACGAAGGCGUGUGGCGGCCAUAUUGAACGGACAAUUACGUAAACGUGGAACCUUCAAACAAACAGCAUGGUUUUAAAGCACAAACCUUACUAGGAUGUUCAUCCCGUCUCGCUGAGCUACUUUCCCUCGCUAACAUGAGUAUUUAUGAGCCUGUUGAAAGGGAAGUAUUUUUUACAUUGGACUUUGUUGUUGUAAUACAUUAUUCUGGACCUUUUGACCUCUGGGAAUCAUUGUCAUAGGCGG
Molecule: messenger RNA, 1612 nt
Organism: Sinocyclocheilus rhinocerous
Lineage: Eukaryota; Metazoa; Chordata; Actinopteri; Cypriniformes; Cyprinidae
Gene: runx2b
Product: RUNX family transcription factor 2b
Exons: 7
Coding region: 1-1395 (464 amino acids)
Biological process (GO): neuron differentiation; regulation of transcription by RNA polymerase II; regulation of cell differentiation
Cellular component (GO): nucleus
Molecular function (GO): DNA-binding transcription factor activity, RNA polymerase II-specific; ATP binding; RNA polymerase II cis-regulatory region sequence-specific DNA binding
Source: RefSeq, a predicted model, not a curated record